AUGGCGGUAUUAAGAAGAUUUUUCUCGAAUCCAAAUACAAUUUAUGACUGCUGCAAAGUGCUUUGUCUGAUUUUAUUCUGUUUGGGAUGCAGUGGAUUUACGAAACAACGAGAUCGUUUCAAUUACAGUCGUAAAUCUCUGCUAUUCACGUGGAUGGCCGUAUGCUGGUUUGUGGGCAGCCUCAUGGGCUGCAUUUAUGUGAAGCUACAAGAUCCCCAAGUGGAAAAUCUUGACAGCCUCAUAAAAUCGAUAAUAUACUUGGAGAUAGGCAUGUCCACGUUUAUGUAUCUCACAACUGUCAUCAGCAUGUUGUUUAACAUGGACACGAACAUGCAACUGUAUGCGCGCAUCCAGCAUCUGGAUGAGAAACUGCUAAAGCAAUUUCCCUGCAAAUUGAAUUACGAGAAAUUAAUGAGGAAGCAUGUCUUACUCUUGUUCUCUGUGGCCAUCAUCUACAUAACGGUGGUAGUAGCUGCCGUCUCGCAGGCAUCACAUGGUCAGGAGUUUGUAGUAAAUCUAUUGGCUGGUCUGGCCUACACGGCAGUGACCGGUGGUCCGCAUUUGAACUGUUAUGCCCAAAUGAAUAUGGCCGAGAUAUUGAGCAUUCGUUUCCGUCUUUUGCAAAAGCUGUUGUCCAAACAGGUCGUGUGUUCUCCGAGAUUAAGUAUAUCCCAGCAGGUAGAGUGUUUGCGUGGCCUCAUCUCCCUGGUGCAAGAGUAUCACAACUGUAUACGUAAGAUUAACAAAGUAUAUGCUGUGUGCUUAGCAUCGACCCUUUUGCAUGACUUUACUUUGACAACAAGUGAGUUUUAUUUAAUAUUUGGUGGUUCCUCAAAGAACACACAAAGGGAGAAUUCGCUGAUUUGGUAUGUAGCCGUGUGCAUGAUUCUGCCACUAUAUAAGAUGACCAUUGCACCCAUAUAUUGUGGCAAAGCCGUACAUGAGGGUCAAAAAUGUUUUAAAAUUGUUAUGGAUACUGAGUGGUGGUUUCCGUGCAAUUCUGCAGUUCGUCAAAUGGUUUCGUCGUGUUUAUUAUGGCGCAAGGAUAAUAUAAUUGAAUUUUUGUGUGGUACUAUGAUUUUCAACAAACAAAUUAUAGCGGUGGUUUAUUCACAAAUAUUUAAUUAUCUUUUAAUUUUAAUACAAUUUCGCAUGACACAAGAAAUGGGCGAUCAAAUUGAGAAACAAAAGAACACAAUACAGGAGUGGAUUGGCGUGGAUUAUGUUUGA
Calliphora vicina (urban bluebottle blowfly) is the source of this 1230-nucleotide messenger RNA. RefSeq names its product Gustatory receptor 57a (gene Gr57a). The transcript is spliced from 3 exons. Gene Ontology annotation, cellular component: membrane; dendrite; axon. The coding region runs from base 1 to 1230 and encodes 409 amino acids. Lineage: Eukaryota; Metazoa; Arthropoda; Insecta; Diptera; Calliphoridae. The record is from RefSeq and is a predicted model, not a curated record. Gene Ontology annotation, biological process: sensory perception of taste; chemosensory behavior; male courtship behavior.